Molecule: messenger RNA, 1962 nt
Organism: Spathaspora passalidarum NRRL Y-27907
Lineage: Eukaryota; Fungi; Ascomycota; Pichiomycetes; Serinales; Debaryomycetaceae
Exons: 1
Coding region: 1-1962 (653 amino acids)
Molecular function (GO): protein binding
Source: RefSeq, a predicted model, not a curated record
AUGAAUUCCAGCAGAAUUACCGACACCAGCCUUACUUCUAAUGAAUCUAUACAUUCAGCUAACUCCAGUGCGUCUGAAUCAAGAAAGAGACAAUCUAAAAGGGACGACGCUAUAAGAAGAAGAAUAGAACAUGAUUUGAACAAAAAGAAGAAAGGCGGCUCGGGAUCAUCAAGAAAGAGAAGAUCAUUUAAAGCAGGAACAGUCAUGUCACUCAGGCCCAAUGAUCCUAUUGCCUGUAAAGCUUCCAGUACAGUCUAUGAAAUCUCCCAACUCAUGACUGCAAAGCGUGAAAAUUGUAUUCUUGUGAUUAAUGAGGCUGGAGAAUUGAUGGGUAUUUUCACUGCCAAAGAUUUGGCAUUUAGAGUUGUUGGCGCUGGGUUAAAUGCAUCAUCUAUAACUAUUGAUCAAAUUAUGACUCCGAAUCCUAUUUGUGCUUUUGCCAACCAACCUGCUUCUGAAGCGUUAACUUUAAUGGUGGAAAAGGGAUUCAGACACUUGCCGGUGUUGGACGAAGAAACUAAUCAAAUCCUCGGUGUUUUGGAUAUUACCAAAUGUUAUGAACAACAAAUGGAGAAAUUGGAAAGAAUGCAUUCAUCUUCAAGCAAGUUGGAUGAUGCUUUGAAUUCAAUCCAUAGUGAAAUUGGAAUUGAUGAACAUCCUGCUCAAGUAUUUGAAUAUUUUGAAACUUUGAAACAAAAGAUGAAUAGUCCUACUUUGGAAAGUGUUCUUGAUUUUACCACUGGCCCAGUUUUUACUAAUGUCAAAGCUUCGGUAUACGAAGCCACUAUUUUAAUGAAGGAGAAUAGAACAACCGCAGUAUUAAUCAAAGAUACCAAUGAUGAAGUUGCUGGUAUUUUUACCUCUAAGGAUGUGGUUUUACGUGUUAUAGCUGCUGGAUUAGACCCCAAAACAUGCUCCAUUGUGAGAGUUAUGACCCCACAUCCUGAUGUGGCUAAUGUUAAUCUUCCAGUUCAACAAGCACUUCGUCAAAUGCUUGAAGGUCACUAUUUAAAUUUACCUGUGAUUGGAGAGGAUCAAGAAAUCAUUGGUAUUGUUGAUGUUUUGAAAUUGACCUAUGUAACAUUGAGCCAAAUCAAACUGGUUGAAACUAAAGAUUUACCCAUGACGCCUUCCCAAUCCAAGGAAUCAGGAAAUGCAAAUGUCCUGCAAGGUUCUGGGCCAGCCUGGAACAAGUUUUGGACUACAUUUGAUCAUCAGCUUCUUGAUGAUAAUGAUUCUGUUCAUUCAGAUACAAUCUCUGGAAGCUUGGGAGCAGGCGGUGGUAAAGAGAGAGGGCAUCAUACCCUUCCACCACCAGAUGUUACUGCUUCUGAAAUCCACUCGUUUGAGAUUGAACCAUCAGACUCGGUUUCUCACGUUGAUAGCAAGUCAGAAACCCGCGAUUUAGGUGUAGCCGUCACUGGAACUACUACAACCACCCUUGCUGAAGAAGAUACCCCAUUCACAUUCAAGUUCAAAUCUCCCGGUAUUGAAGGCAGAGUUAAUAGAAUUACCGUGCGUCCUAGUGACGGGGUUGACAAAUUACGUGGAUUAAUUGAACAGAAGCUAAUUGAAAAGGAUUUUACCGCUUUGAAAAUUGAAAGACCGGUUGAGUCAUCCUCGGCUAAAUCUGUCACAUCAUCAAACACCUGUCAAUUGGAUGAUACUGUUUACGCAGUCAGUUAUGUUGAUGACGAAGGUGAUGUGGUUUCCAUUACAUCCAACGAUGAUUUGGCCGAGUGUAUUCGUAUAAAUCAAAAGUUGCAGAAUGAUAAGGCUGAUUUAUACAUUCAUAAUUUAAACGACCCAGUAUUGGUUGAAAAAGUCAAACCGGUUGAACCAAUCAAGAAGCCAGCCAAGACAACCAUAAUCCCAGGUGUAUCCAAUGAGAUGCUCAUUUCAGGUGUGUUGACUGUCGUGGCUUCUUCUGCUAUCAUUGGCUUUGUCCUUCGUAGAAAGUGA